CAGAAUGUUUGACAGUGUCUUUAUCCUGCUGGGAUUAUCUCACUGGUUCAACAACUUCACUGCAUUAUAUGAAUUUGAUUGGUUAUAGAUUAACAAACUAGAAUUCAAAGCCUGUUUUUCCAAUUCUCUGAUAAAGUCCUUCAGAAGAGGCGAUGACUGAUGCGAGACGCUGCUUCAUGGUCCCAUAAAUCUCUACUACAGCAGCAGUUAAACUCCGCCAUGUCUGCUCGCGGCGUGUGUCAGAACAUCAUAAAUGCUCGGCAAAAGGGAGACGGUCAUGGGACCUUAAAAAACCCAGAGAACUUUUUACAGCAGAACUACCAGGAGCUGAAGGAGUACUGUCUGAUCCGAAACAUCAGAUACAUCGAUGAACACUUUCCCCCAGACAACAGCUCAAUCGGGGUGGGGAAGCUAGACCCAGCUGACCUGGCCCAAGUGGAGUGGCUGAGACCGUCGAAAAUUGUACCCAAUCCAUUCUUUGUGCUUGAUGGUGUCUCCAGGUUUGACUUUGGUCAAGGAAAAGUUGGAAACUGCUGGUUUCUAGCAUCUCUUGGAGCGCUGACGUUCCACAAAGACAUCUUCAAGAUGGUUGUUCCUCUGGACCAGACAUGCUUUGGAAAGGACUACUGUGGACUGUUUCAUUUCAGGUUCUGGAGGUUUGGGAAAUGGGUUGACGUGGUGAUUGAUGACAAGCUGCCUACAAUUAAAGGGAAAACCAUCUUUGCUAGUUCCAAAGAUGAGUGUGAGUUCUGGCCCGCCUUGCUUGAGAAGGCCUAUGCCAAGGUCUGUGGAUCCUAUGCGGACAUGAGUUGUGGGACCCCUGCAGAGGCCAUGAGGGACUUCACCGGCGGUGUCCACAUGUGUAUCCCACUGUCAGAGCCUUCUCCGGAUCUCUGGAAGCUGUUGUGCAGAGCGGCACGCUUCAACACAUGCAUGAGCUGCAGCAGCAGACCGAAAGGGGAAGCCAUUACUGGCACCACUUUUCCAAACGGACUGGUCCCAGGCCACGCCUACACUGUGACGGGUCUCAAAGAGCUGCUGAGCCAAGGAACGGUGGUUAAGCUGGUGCGUCUAUGGAACCCCUGGGGACACGGAGAGUGGUCCGGAGACUGGAGUGAUCUGUCUCCGCUGUGGCGAACUGUAAGAACAGAAGAUAGAGAAGAAUGCCUGACGGUGGAAAAUGACGGAGAGUUUUGGAUGACCAUGGAAGACUGCUGUAAGUAUUACUCCAACAUCGCCAUCUGCGGCCUGGGCCCCGACUUCCUGGAUGAAAACCCAGGUUCUCAGUGGAAGACCUCCAUGUAUGAGAACCGCUGGGUCGCAGGAACCACAGCUGGAGGCUGCAUCAACAACAAAGAGACCUUCUGUAACAAUCCCCAGUAUCGGAUCAAGGUUUAUGGAAAAAAUAAUUCCUCUAAAGCCAAAAACACUCUGGUGUCUCUCAUGCAAAAGCCUGACAAGAGGAACAGACGAAUGGUGCAAAACCAUUUCAUCGGGUUCACCAUCUUUGAGCUGUCAGAAAAGAACGCAACUCAUGUUGGAAAGUUCUCAAAGUCCUUCUUCAGCAGCCAAAAACCUGUUGCCCAAACUGAAACCUUCGUUAACGCGCGUGAAGUGAUGGAGUUCCUCACUCUGGAGCCUGGAGAAUACCUGAUCGUGCCGUCCACCUUGAAACCCAAUGAGACAGCUUCCUUCCUCCUGACCAUCUUCUCCAGAGAGGAGACGCAGUGCUAUGAAAACUCUGGACGCAGUUUUGAAAAGGUCAAGAAAGAGAAGAACGGAAAAGACGUUUACAAUAACAAAAACUUCUCCCGCCAAUACUCUGACAAGUAUGAAGACGUCGAUGCUGAGCAGCUGCAGAAGCUUCUAAAUGAGACACUUCUGAAAGGAAUCGUCCAAUCAGGAGGCUUCACCAUCGAUGCGUGUCGCAGCAUGGUCGCUCUCAUGGACACAUCAGUGACUGGGAAGCUGAACAACAGCGAGUUUGUGCAUCUAUGGACCAAAAUUCAGAAAUAUAAAGAGGUUUUCUCCAAAAUGGACGUUUCACAAACUGGAACUCUGUCUCUGGUGGAACUGAGGAAUGCUUUAAAAGCUUCAGGUAUAAGCGUCAGCGACGAAUUGCUCAACCUUAUGGCUGUGCGUUACGGCGCCUCCUCUGGACACAUGAGCUUGGAGAACUUCAUCAGCCUCAUUCUGCGCUUGAGCUGCAUGAACAAAAUAUUUGAAAAGCUCUCUGAUGGGAAAAAUGUUACGUUUUCCAACGAUGAGUGGAUGUCGCUCUCCAUGUACACCUGAAGCAGCAGCGAGGAGCUCCUCCCCAUCAGGGAAUUUUCCAGAGCAGGAUUUCUGCUUUUUGUUGACUGGGGGAGAAAAAUCUGAAGUGUUUUAGUUUUCUUUUUUUCUGGGGGCUGUUUCAGCUGUUUCUGUCUGUCUCCCUCCUCAGUGAUAAUGGCAAAGAGCUUUAUUCUAUUGAGAACUGGUUCCUGUUUUAUUUGAUCUGAAUAUGCUCUUUAUAUAUUAAUAAACUCAUAUUUGUUCUGCUGCACUUCUGACUUUUAAAAUGUUCCUUUACAGUUUUUAUCCUUCUGCCUUCCUUUUUGAGACGCUCAACCUUUCUCACUGUGGGAGAAUAAAAUGUGUAGCAUCACAGCAACAGAGCAUGGAGAGAGAAGAUGAUCCUGUGGUGCUCCUCAGUCCGAGUCACUCAGGAGGGAAGACUUGGUUUGGUGACAUGGCUGCCGACCUGAAGGAGCUCCCUCAGGAAAAACUCUAACAUUCUUUUCAUGUUGGAUCUACAGUUUAGAAUGACGAAGCUUACAAGGAGAUGUUAGCCAUUGUCCUCCCUCCUUACCUGAAGAUCAGCAGCUUCUUUUCUCUUUGAUUUAUAGCAGUUUUUUAUUCACUCUUUGUAUGAACAUAACUUUGGUAAAAUGCUGUAUUUUCUUUUCAGUUUUGUAAAAGAUUUUUUUUUAUGUACAAAGUGUUUUCAUCUGUCUAUUGUCUGUUUCUCUGUCAUUAGCAGGUCAUACUGAUCAUGUGACCACUGAUCUGCACAAACUUAGCUGCGUUCACUGAUUUAAUUUUUAGCUAAAACAAGAGCAGACGGAUCAACCUGCUGCCACGUUUUUAAUCCAGUUUCGCGUUAGUUUCUCAAAGCGAUGUCCAAACUGGGCCAAACUGGGCCAAAUGGCAGCUUCAGAAGGCUGUAAGCUCCUGUUUGCUGUAUAGAGACCACAUGGGGGCGCUAAGGAGAGCCUUUAAACUGCUGACUGAGCAGCUGAUCCCAUCAGAACAGCUCACUGUGAUGACUGGGUUCAUUCUUUUAAAACAUCUUUACUUUUUAUUUGUUUGCUUUAAGGGGACCACUAAACUAUUGUUAUGGUUAUUUUUCCUUUCAGUCGACUAGUCACAAUUUUUAUCUUUUUUCCUAUAUCAACUUUCUUUGAUUUAAAAAUGAUGCAAAGGUAACUUGUUCUAAUGUCCCUUUAUUGCCUUUUUCUUUUCCCAUAAAAUGUGAUUUUAAGUUUAAAAUUGACUUCAUUUAGGCGUAUUUUUGUAACAAUUUUUAUUUUAAUUUCUUCAGUUCAAAUAAUCCAAAUGUAUUUAAAAACAAAAUUGUUUGACCCUAAAGCCUUUGCUUAGGGAUUGCAAGGAUUUUAAAGUGGAGUGUAAAAAGUUUCUGGUCUUUAUUUUUGAUUCUCAGUGAAUCUCAGCAUAAUGAGACAGAAGAUCAGCUUUUCAAGUUUUUAUCUCUGUUUGGAAAUCUUCAUCUUUUAUUGUCAGUUUUCAACUAAGAUCCUUAAUCAUCAUCAUCAUCAUCAUCAUCAUCAUCAUCAUCAUCAUCAUCAUCAUCAUCAUCACCUCAGUCUCCUCAGACACGCAUGACAGCUUUCGCCUACAGGAGCUGACGUGAUCUAUGGCGCCAUCUUGGGGAGGUCGAAGGCUCUGCUCAGUGUGAUGUGUUGAACAGGAACAGAAUCAAUUUCAAUCAACUUUAACUCACUGAAAACUUUGAAUCAAUCUGACUGGAUGAUCUGGUUGAACUGUAAAGUGCCUGAGAUGACAUGAUUUGAAUUGGAGCUAUAGAAAUA
Messenger RNA from Cyprinodon variegatus (sheepshead minnow), 4091 nucleotides. Its product is annotated as calpain-A-like. Gene Ontology annotation, molecular function: calcium ion binding; calcium-dependent cysteine-type endopeptidase activity. The transcript is spliced from 22 exons. NCBI's taxonomy places the organism in Eukaryota, Metazoa, Chordata, Actinopteri, Cyprinodontiformes, Cyprinodontidae. Gene Ontology annotation, cellular component: cytoplasm. Gene Ontology annotation, biological process: proteolysis. The coding region runs from base 160 to 2295 and encodes 711 amino acids. The record is from RefSeq and is a predicted model, not a curated record.